Molecule: messenger RNA, 1494 nt
Organism: Erythranthe guttata (spotted monkey flower)
Lineage: Eukaryota; Viridiplantae; Streptophyta; Magnoliopsida; Lamiales; Phrymaceae
Product: S-adenosyl-L-methionine-dependent methyltransferases superfamily protein
Molecular function (GO): S-adenosylmethionine-dependent methyltransferase activity
Source: RefSeq, a predicted model, not a curated record
AGAGUAUUUCUCAAACCUUAACCAAACGACAAAUACACACACACAUUUUCAAUUUCAUUACAAUACUCAAUUAAUAAUUUUGGGCAAUGGUUGAUACACGUCAACUACCUCAUUUUCUAUGUGUAUAAAUAAAUCGAUUCAUAUAUAAUUAAUUUAUAUAUAAGCAUAUACAAAUGUAUGUAUAUUUUUUUUUUGUCAACAGAGCUCAACUGAAGUUUUAUGACGAAAUUAAUGGCGAUUGCGGGGACUGGUAACAACACCUCUUCACUACCAGCUGCCUUGCUUCCGAGUCGACUCAGAUUCAACCCGAUGCCUUCCUGUUUGCGUGUAGUUAAGUCACCUCUCUCGAUUCCUGCAAGAAUUCGUCGCCGCCUUUUCACCGACAAAGUUCGAGCUUCUUCUUCUGCUGCCGUCGUCAUCGAAACCACUCCUGAUCCAAUUGUCGACGAGAAAAAGUUGAAUAUUCGCAAAAAUGUUUUAGCUUGCCCGAUUUGCUUCGAGCGAGUUAUUUGGAACGGAGAUUCUAACUUAUCUUUGGAAUCCGUAGCUCGGUCUAGUUUGGAGUGCAAAACUUGCAAGAAGUUAUACUCCGGCAAGGAUUCGCAUCUUGACCUGACAAUAACUGGCGGCGGCAAGGUGUACGGUGAACCUAUGCCAGCCUCUACCGAGCUUUUCCGGUUCCCUUUGGUAUCAUUUCUCUACGAAAGGGGUUGGAGGCAAAGUUUUUCGAUUUGGGGUGGUUUUCCUGGCCCCGAGAAGGAGUUUGAAUUGAUAAAGGACUACCUCAAACCAGUCCUAGGUGGCAGUAUAAUCGAUGCAAGUUGUGGAAGUGGUAUGUUUUCACGACUUUUCGCCAAAAGCGGAUUAUUUUCUCUCGUUGUUGCUUUGGACUUCUCCGAGACAAUGUUGCAGCAAUGUUACGACUUCAUUAAGCAGGAUAAAAACUUUCCCGAAGAGAACUUAAUCAUGGUUAGAGCUGAUAUUUCGAGGCUUCCGUUUCCUUCGAGUAGUGUGGAUGCUGUACAUGCUGGUGCUGCUCUGCACUGUUGGCCUUCACCAUCUUCAGCUGUUGCGGAAAUAAGCCGUGUACUGAAACCUGGAGGCAUGUUUGUUGCUACAACGUACAUUGUUGAUGGCCUGUUUUCGUAUCUUCCGCUAAGCAGACCUCUACGCCAGAACAUUGCACAAAUCUCAGGGAGUCAUGUGUUUUUGUCGGAGAAAGAAUUGGAAGAACUGUGUACGUCUUGUGGGCUCGUUAACUUUACGAGCACGAGAAAUAGAAUGUUUGUUAUGAUCUCAGCCAUGAAGCCUGUUGUAUAAAAUAAUAAAACUAAACUACUGUGUAAGAAAAGGAAUACCAGCUUGUUCUUCUUGGUUAUACGAUCGAUAUUCAAUGCCGUCGAUCGUGUAAAUUGUAAUACGAAUUUAUACCAGCUCGAUUGUUUGUUGUUAUAUGAUAACAAAAAAAUAAGAAAUCUAAGAUGGCUUUCAGAA